CAAGUUAUUUCUCAGCUCAUUGGCUGCCCUAAGCUUUAUCUCCCACCUUCUCUUCCUUGUUAUAGUAAAUUGACUUGAAAUUAAAGGCUUUUCAAGCAGACCCAUCUCAUUGAGUUUACUACUUGCUCUAAAUUUAAAGUCUUUCAAGGCUCCUCCUCCAUGGUUCUUGGUUUAGAGCUUCUUCAAGGCCUUUCAUUUUCGAUGAAUGAGCUGUGUGUUGAUUAAAUUGGAGAGUCUUCUGUCACAUGCCAAUUGGAAGGUGAACUCGUACUUUUGCCUCAAGCAUGAACUUUACUGUGUUUGUUAUUAACGCAUGGACAGUGCAAGUGUAAUACUUGGUGACAAAAGCUCAAGUGACAUUGUUUUACAGUUGAAAAAUAAAGAAGGAAGACCUGAACAUUUCCAUUCACAUAGUUUUGUCCUCAAGAGUAAGAGCGAGUACUUUGCAGAUAGGCUAUCCAAUGGAAGUGCUGCUACUUGUAUUGAAAUUAAGUGCUCAGAUUCUAAUUAUCAACAUCAUGUUGAACUUUUGAGGCUCUUCUAUCUUCCUGCAGACUUACUCUUGGACUCCCUCAGGUCUUUUCAAUCUGCCAUUGGAAUUCUACAACUGGCUGCUUCCUUCGGCUGUGAAGAGAUAACCAAGAGCUGCAUCCAGUACUUGGAGGCUGUUCCUUGGGAGGACAAGGAAGAGGAGGAGAUCUUAAAAGUAGUUUCAAAAUUAGGUCCAAUGGCCAUGCCCAUAUUAAAUAGGAUUCAGCCAGUAGACUUAACAGCAACCAGAAAUGUUUUCAUCUCUGCAGUUCGAUUUGCUACUUGUCGUGGAGGAACUUGCCCUCCAUUUAGAGAUGAUCUCAAAAUUUCAGCUCAAGAGCAAGUUGAAUACAUGCUAGGUGAUGAUGAAGACGUACCACUAAUUACAGCAGAUGAUGAAGUGAAAUUGGAAAUGGUAACGGGUCUAUCUAAAGUUUUUUCUUUGUUUGAAGAGGAACUUUCAUUGAUGCUUGUUAAUUCUGAACUCACAUGUGAGGUAGCGGAGGACAAGAUCAUGCAUAACCUCAGUGACCUUGAAUGGAUGUGUAAUAUUCUAACAAAAAUGGAUCUACUAAAGGAUUUUGUUACUUGUUGGACUGAGACAUCAAAUAAGUUGCUGAGGGUUAUCCAAGACAGCAAAUAUUGUUUGAACAUGUGGGGUCCUAAAGUAAAGAUUAUAGAAAUUACAGCAAAAGUUUUGGAAGCCGUAGGAUAUGGAAAUGUCAUUAUCCAAAGCCCAUUCAGAGUGCAAUUACUGAAGACAUGGUUGCCUUAUAUAAGAACAACAAAGCCUCUUCUGGAUGCUAUGGGCAACAAAGACAUGAGCUUUACUUACAAGAUGGAUGAAGACUUGUGCCACUGUAUCGAGGCAGCAAUGGUCUCCCUAGUUCUGGCUUUACCAUCAGAUGAUCAAGCCGAUAUACUAACAGACUGGAUGAAUGGCGAACAGAUUAAGUACCCUGAUUUAAGUGAAGCUUUUGAGGUCUGGUGCUACAGAACCAAAUCUGCAAAGAGAAGAUUGGUUGAAGGUUUAGAGAAAGCUGGUGAAGCUGCACUCAGCCAGUGAUAUACGGUAUCACCACAAGACUAAUCCGCGCGUGGCACAACGCACGAGUUUCAGUUAUAAAAUUCCGAUUUUAUUUUGUAAUUCCAUAUUUCUUGUUUAGUCUAUCCUGUAUUUUCCCAGUUUUCUUUUCUGAUUAUCAUUGUGGAGGUGGUGAUCAAAGAUGGCAUCUUUUGUAAGAUUGACAGUGGAUAUAGAUGACAUGAAUCAACUGAUUGUACCAAUUUAACCUCAAAAGCCUCUGAGUUGAAUAUGGAGCAUGCAUUUUCUUGAAUAAUGAGUCAAGCCAAAGAAGCUUAUGUUAUCUUAUUGA
Messenger RNA from Daucus carota subsp. sativus, 1907 nucleotides. Its product is annotated as BTB/POZ domain-containing protein At3g05675. The coding region runs from base 314 to 1597 and encodes 427 amino acids. Gene Ontology annotation, molecular function: protein binding. The transcript is spliced from 3 exons. NCBI's taxonomy places the organism in Eukaryota, Viridiplantae, Streptophyta, Magnoliopsida, Apiales, Apiaceae. The record is from RefSeq and is a predicted model, not a curated record.